AUGUACGGAGAUAUUGUUAUUUUGAAUAUCACAGAGAAUAUGAAUGAAGGAAAGACGAUGGAAUAUUUCAAUUGGUUUGCUAAAUAUAGGAAGGAUAAUUAUAUGGUCAAAUUGGACGAUGACAGUUUCAUCCACCUUAUUCACUACUACCGUGACCUUCAAGACUUACCGAGAGAACGUGCGUACUAUGGCAAUGCUCUCAAUGCUCAGUGGUCUGAACAUAGAAUAUUUAUGGCAGGUAUGUUUAUUCCCGUUGAUCAUCAACGCUUCAUGCACUUUUCGGUCUACUUUCCUUACACUCGAAAUAAGGUUGCGGAUACACAAUCUCCCGCGACCUCGUUAUAG
Diversispora eburnea is the source of this 345-nucleotide messenger RNA. NCBI's taxonomy places the organism in Eukaryota, Fungi, Glomeromycota, Glomeromycetes, Diversisporales, Diversisporaceae. The record is from the annotation of a GenBank genome assembly.